Fusarium redolens is the source of this 1224-nucleotide messenger RNA. RefSeq lists its product as uncharacterized. The record is from RefSeq and is a predicted model, not a curated record. The transcript is spliced from 2 exons. Lineage: Eukaryota; Fungi; Ascomycota; Sordariomycetes; Hypocreales; Nectriaceae. The coding region runs from base 1 to 1224 and encodes 407 amino acids.
AUGAGCCAUCUGGAUUGUCAGGGUGUGUUUAAUCUUACACUGAAGCCAAAUCCUGAGACUAACAAGGGGCCAUGGGUGAUUGAUGCGUUCAGCUUUCAGUAUAAAUCACCGUGGGACAUAACGUUCAGCUCCAGGGAGAUCGCUCUGAAGUUCUCUUUCCCGUCCCUCAUUUCAAGCCCAGGAUUGCUUUCUCGAAUUCCAACACCAGGCCUGGAAUCUGACGGCAAAACACAUUUCAGAUUGGAUCCAAAUAAAACCAAACAAGGCCUCCAUUCUACAGUUAAGCAGCUCUUCGAUUUCUCAGAAGCUUCCAGCAAACCACCUACGCUCGUUGCAGAUUGGAGAACUACACUUGUAGUCCAAUCGGAGCCUCUUGACGCCUCAGCAGCUGGAAAACGGAACGGCCUUUGGAUCCGCCCUUCAAGACCUUUGCAGACAAGUAUUCGUCUACAAUUUAGUCUCGAUAACGCUGAUGUCAACACAUUCAAUAAGGCAAUGACACCCGCUCUGACUGGAUUCACGUUCGAUAAUCUUGAUGUCAUCUGCAAGAAGGCAGUUGUUCUCGCUGACACUGAUGAUGGCAAUCAGCCCAUAGCUCAGGGCAGCGUCAUAUUCCAUACAAAAUGCACCAACGAACCAAAAGAGACAUCUAAAGUGCCAGUCAUCGCUUCUGUCAGUUUCCAACAAGGAAGCUACAACAUCACCGUCCAACUCAGAACCAAAGACGACUCUGGAGGCAACUUAUCAUGGCUUAUGGGCUUGGUUCCAAGUCUAGCCUUGAAGUUCAUCAUCCGGAUUGGGCUCAGUUGUGAUAGCAAAGGACAAAACACCAAGCUGAAGAGCUUUUCUUUCGACAUUGAGGUUGAGGCAAAGUUUUGUACGACCAAGACCGGUGCAGGUAACCCUGCUAUGGCAGAUUUGAAGUCGGCUAAGAAAAAGGCCAGUAUCUCAGACGUCAUUAAGGGUAUUCUAGGCGACGAUAGUCUAAAGCUCCCUGGCUUCCUCGAUAACAUGGCUUUUUGCAAUGAGAAGAACAGGGCAAUCCACAUCGAAGUCAAGGAGAAUGUCAUCAAUGAGGAGCCAGAUAAGGAGGCCGAUAAAAAGGCCCUGGAGAAGCAAACAUCAAGUGCUAGGAAGAACGGUUCUUUCCAGUUCAUUGCGACUCUCACUCUGGGAGACAUAAAGCUUGCCUUGUUAAACUCCACCAACUUGACUGGGAGUUGA